AACAAAGAUGGCGGUUGAAGCCUCUGUGAGGGCAGACUGAUUGAACACCCGAGCCCGCGGCGGACUGCGAAGACAGUUGGUAGCGGCGUGGUCCCGACCAUGGAGGAGGGCGGCAGCGCUGGCAGCGGUGGCAGCGACAGCAGCACCAGCGGGAGUGGCGGGGCGCAGCAAAGGGAGCUGGAGCGCAUGGCUGAGGUCCUGGUCACCGGGGAGCAGCUACGGCUCAGGCUGCAUGAAGAAAAGGUUAUUAAAGAUAGGCGACAUCAUCUCAAAACCUACCCAAACUGUUUUGUUGCAAAAGAACUGAUUGACUGGCUGAUUGAGCACAAAGAGGCUUCUGACAGAGAGACGGCAAUUAAACUCAUGCAGAAAUUAGCAGACCGGGGCAUUAUUCAUCACGUGUGUGACGAGCAUAAGGAAUUCAAGGACGUCAAACUCUUCUACCGCUUUAGAAAGGAUGAUGGUACCUUCCCCUUGGACAACGAAGUGAAGGCCUUCAUGAGAGGACAGAGGCUAUUUGAGAAGCUGAUGAGCCCUGAAAACACGCUCCUGCAGCCCAGGGAAGAGGAAGGGGUCAAGUAUGAGCGCACCUUCAUGGCAUCUGAAUUCUUGGAUUGGUUGGUUCAGGAAGGUGAGGCCACCACAAGGAAAGAGGCAGAGCAGCUUUGCCACCGGCUUAUGGAGCAUGGCAUCAUACAGCAUGUGUCCAACAAACACCCAUUUGUGGACAGCAAUCUUCUCUACCAGUUCAGAAUGAACUUCCGUCGGAGGCGAAGACUGAUGGAGCUGCUCAAUGAAAAAUCCCCCUCCUCCCAGGAGACUCACGACAGUCCCUUCUGCCUAAGGAAGCAGAGCCAUGACAAUCGGAAAUCUACCAGUUUUAUGUCGGUCAGCCCCAGCAAGGAGAUCAAGAUCGUGUCUGCGGUGAGGAGGAGCAGCAUGAGCAGCUGCGGCAGCAGUGGCUACUUCAGCAGCAGCCCCACCCUCAGCAGCAGCCCCCCUGUGCUCUGUAACCCCAAGUCCGUGUUGAAGAGGCCCGUCACUUCUGAGGAACUCCUGACUCCCGGGGCUCCGUAUGCAAGGAAGACAUUCACGAUUGUUGGUGACGCUGUUGGCUGGGGCUUUGUGGUGCGAGGAAGUAAGCCAUGCCACAUCCAGGCUGUGGACCCCAGUGGCCCUGCAGCCGCGGCAGGAAUGAAGGUAUGUCAGUUCGUCGUCUCUGUAAAUGGGCUCAACGUGCUGCACGUUGACUACCGGACCGUGAGCAAUCUGAUUCUGACGGGCCCACGGACCAUUGUCAUGGAAGUCAUGGAAGAGUUGGAGUGCUGAGCACGUGACCCUCCCAGUUCUUGGAGCAGCCUGUGGAUGAUGAAAGCCAGAACAACACAGGGCAAUGCGAUGACAAGACUUCCAUACAAACGGAUGGCUUUGGGCAUACCAAUCUUUUCUCUGAACAUAGACGUCUUAAUUCGAGUUUCAUACACUGUUUGAAUGUGGAAGAACCGGGUAAUACAUGGUUAAAAGAUAAAAAGCUUAUGUCAGUGUAGAGAAAAUUUGUGAAACAGAAUUUUCUUUCAUGCUAGAAUUGCCUUACUUGAUUUCUAUUUGUAGCUCUCAUCCAUUGUUUUUUAUCUUAGUUUGCAGAAAGUUGUUGAAAUGCUUCUCUAGCCAAAACUGCAACAGGAUGAAAUCCCCUUGUUAGCGGUCACUAGAGUAGUUUUUACGGACGUAACAUUGAACUCCCACCAAAAUUAGCAUGGAACUGUUCAUUAGAGGAUCUAGAUUUCACUGAACUUCAAAUUAAAGCAAUAUCCAAAGGAAUAUUACCUGUUAAUUAGAAUUUUGAAGAAGGUUCUAAAGCAUUCAAGUGUUUAAAAGCCAUCAGAAAAAUGACUUUUUCUUAAUUCCUGCCUUUAGUAUCAACUUUUAACUUAACAUAUGGUUUCAAUUAUGGCAUUAGUUAAAACACACAAAUUUUGUGACGAUAUGGGUGGGUCGAUGGGGAAGAUACAGCUUAAAAUUGUUUUCUGUUUUCUCUUUCUGAGCCUAAAUCAUUUUGUUCUAUCAAUCAACUACAGCAGCUUUCUAGAAUUAAUCCUGAAUAUGGUGAAUGUCAAAACAGAGACGUUUGUAUAUACACAUAUAAUUCAAAAUCAACAAGCCUCUGGCAAGAUUUGACUUUGAGACUGUCCCUUUUUAAGUGAAGUAUUCUAAAACUUGGCUCAUAUGUGAUAAAACUUGAAACUAAAUUGCCUAUUGGCCUGAAUUUUUAAUAGCUUUCUAGUGUAACAUAUUCUAAGGACAUGAUAUGCUGCUUAUUUGGCAAGAUUAUUUUUCACCAAAAGCACCCACCUGUGCUGUAACUUUUCAGCUCGCUUGUAUAUAUGUAUGUUUCUUUUCGUGGUCUAGAAAAGAACACCUUUUGGGGCUUGGUGUAUAGAGGAAACUCCUCAAAGUGCCAAAUUAGGGAGUCAGGGAAUGCUAAAUUCUUCUUAAUAUCAUAUAAUACAUUCUGAACGAUGAAGUUACUUUCUUAUCGUGUAUUAACAAAGUAAAAUAUGAAUGUUGUACCUCAGCCAUUUUUUGUGAUAGGUUAUCGUAAGUAUUGGUACUGGUGGAAUAGACAUGCUGUGCUAACGAUGUUACGUAUAUAUAUGUUUCUGGUAAUCCAACUUUUCUGAUCUGUAGCUUUAGUCAGAGAUUAAGAUUUGGAAGUAAUACAGAAAGUCUAACAUUAAUAUUGUCGAUCUACAUUUGAGAAAUAUUAUCAUCUCUGUGUGUAUGUGCAUUUAUACUGUAUGCCAGGCUCUGUGCUAUGACAUUUAACAUAUAUGAUCUCUUUUAAUCUUCAUCACAACCCUGCAAGGUAGUUUUAUCACUCUCAUUUUUCAGAUGUGGAAACUAAAUCUGAGCAAGGUUAAAAAGAGUCUCUAAGUUCACACAGCUGCAAAAGCCUGGAUUCAAACGUGGAUUUAUUUAGUAUUAAACACUUUACCACCCGCACCCCCACCCAAACCUUUCCCCAUUUAGGGACCUUCUGUUGAGGGCUUAUUCUGUAGCCGGUGCUGUGCUAAAACUGUGUUGCUUUUCCUUCUUGACCUGUGAGGUCAAUAUUGUCAUUAUCCCCAUUUUACAACUGAUGAAACCGACUCCUAAAGAGCUAAGUCAUAUGCUCAAGCCCACACAACUAGUUAAGUGGGAGGCCUUACCAUUUGGCUUUAAAAACUUUUACAACAUCUUUAAAAGACAAGUCUUAAAUGCUUUCUGUCCCCAGAUACUCAUUAGUUGACAAAAGAAGAAGGAAUGCCUUCUGGGGAAUGGCAUCUUCUUCUUGCCUACUACUUGUAUUGUUUACUCACGUCCUCAUGCCCGUUAUCUUGGACUCCAGUAUAAUAUCACUUCCCUUUAGCCAAUCUAAGCACCAGAGAAGCAUGUACCUUUAUCUGUUCCACACAGCCUCUUGCCCUUGACGUUUCUUUGGUUCCGAGAGUGCCAUUGACGUUUUUGGUCAAAGGAAUAGGAAGGAAGGAAAGGAGGAAGGAAGGAACUGUUUCCUCCUUUGGCUCCCAUCACCUUCAGUUUAAAGGCCAAAUGCCAAAGAAUUCUACUUAAGGCCAAGAGAGCUUUACCUUAGCUACCUGCCCCCAGCCCACCCCUGACAUCCUCACACUGUAAUUAAAGUGAAUGUUCCUACUCCAAUAGGGGCCCCGUUUAGCUCCCUCUAGCCAUUGCACAUGCAAUUUCUCCUCCCUGAAAUAUUCUUUUUUCCUUCUUUGCUUGGGAAAAUCUGUCUUAUUAACUCCAUUUAGAUAUUAUCUCCUCUGAUGCCCUAGUUCUGGGAUUGUUGCUCCUUCUCUCAAGUCCCAUGAACCCUUAUGUAGCACACCCUGUAAUUAUAGCACUGAUGUGACAUUUAUUUUGAAAUUGUCCCCUUACAUAUCUGUUUCCCUAACUACAUCUAAGCAUCUGUAGAACAGGGACUGUGUCUUGUUACCCAAGGCAUUCCCUUUACUUAGCACAGUUCCACACUGUAGUGUGUCAGCUAUCCACUGCAGUCUAACGAACCACCCCAAGAUGUUUCUUAUAACACUAUUUAUUUGCUCAUGAUGCUGUGGGUUGGCAGUUUGGGUGGAGCUCUGCUGGGAUGGCGAGCCGCUGCUUCACGUGUUGCUGAUUGGGUUCACACAAACAUUUGUGGUCAGUGAGCAGGUUGAUUGGAGGCUGGCUGAUCUUGGAUGGCUUCAUGUAUAUGUCUCACUGUUGGCUGGGGCUGUUGGUUGAGGUGCCUCAGUUCCACUCAACGUGGCCUUUCCCCACAGCUAGCCUAGCUAGCCCUACAGCUAUCCUCAUUAGGCCUCAUGAGAUGGAAGAGGGUGAGAAGGGAAACUGCAAGACCUUCUGUGGACUUGCUUGAAAGUCACACAGUGUUAGUUCCAUAGCAUUUUGGUGGCCAAAGGAAGUCAUGAUUCUAGCUCAGAAUUAAGAGGUGGGGAAAUAGACUCUACCUUUUGAUAGGAGGAGCUGCAAGGAAUUUUUGGCUAUUUUUAAUCCACCAAGAGUGGGUACUCAACGAUUUAUUGAAUGAAGGACCAAGAAGUUACCUAGUUAUUGAAAGGCCUCAUCUAUCCAGAUGCAAAUUACUCUUCAAAUACUGGGCAUUAAGUUGGGAAUAAAGCCCAAUGCCUCAUGAAGACUUCAGUCAGAAAAUCCUAAAAUGAUAGCUCUACAUGGAGCCAUGGUGAGCACAGUUUAGUCUUAUUUUGCUGGUGAGGAAACUGAGGUGUGGUAUGGUCAGGUGGCAUCCCAACCUCAUGAGGCUUGUUGGGGCGAGAGCCUGGACCACAUGCUGGUCUCCUCCUCUUCAAUCCUAAGUCCUUUACAGUAUAGCCUUCUGCAGUGGAGGCUAAGCCAGUGAAAAUAGGCCUUUGGCUUUGGGAUGUUCAUAAAAUGCAAGUAGUGCCACGCACCUGUGAAGGUAAAGGUGAGUUAAUUUUAAUUGAUUCAGGCCUUGGGUGUUAAAUAUUAUUUUAAAAAAUAAGGGUUUUUGUGUCGUAUGUUGACAGUUGAAUUGCUUUAAAAUUUAGAAACUCCACUCCUAAAUAUAACACAAGAAUUAUUGUAAAUUAACAGUAAUCAAUAUUCCUGAGUUUCUAUUUUACAUGUAUGUGCGUGUCUGUGUGUAUCAAUGUAUUAUGUGAGAUUUCGCUCAUUGAGAAUCCCUGAAAUGGCUUUUUUUGUCUUCACAGAAUACACUUUUGACUUUUCAGGUGUUUGUGUAAUAUGUUUAUAUUCUUGUGAUGAAGAGGGAAAUCAUUUUUUCUUUCUUUAUUAGCAUAGUACGUGCUAUCAGUGCAAAUUUGAAACAGACAUUAAUUCUGCUGCCGAAAGAAAAACGCAGUUGCCUUUUGGGUUGGUGUUAUUGUCUGAUGUGUGAUUAUUAAUCUCUGUUAAAUAAUUGUAUGCAUUGAUAAGGGGACUAGUUGAGAAAUAGUGAGUGACAUGAAGAAGAUAUCCAUGUUUGAGUAGAUUAAAUGAGCAAUCAACUUCAUACCACCUUAUAAAAGGUGAAUGUUGGAGUGGUAGCAGUUAAUAAAUUAAAAGUCAUUGCUUUCAGUUCAAAAUGGAGUCUCACAUUUCCAAAUAUUUAUUCCUUUCAAAUAUGUUAUGAAAAUAAUCUGCUUUCAAGAUCUAUUUUAAACUGAUGAUAUUAGCUGUUCUCUCCUGUUGGGUAUUAAGCCUAUUUCAUUUUGACUCUAAAUGAUCAGAAUAACUCUAGAACAUUUCAGUUUGCUAAUUGAUUAGAGUCUAUUAAUGUCAUUGACCGUGGUUUUACUCAUUUAAGGCAGAAUUUCAGGUAUAAUAUGUUUUCCCUGAGUUCAAAACCAAAAGGACAAUUCUGCAGAGUACCAAAAUGAAGUUUAUUGUCAAAGUUAGCAUAUGGUAUUGUCAAAUGCAUUAAUAUAUGUACUUAAUAUAUGCGUUAUUUUUAAGUUAUGUUGAAAUUUAUUUCUUCUCUUUCUCAAAAAUUGUAGCAUAAUACUUGAAAUUAUAAUAUGAAAAUAGUAUAGCAUGAAAUAAAUCUUAAAUUUUUAAACCAGUGACUUUAGGGUUUCAGCUUUUCCUAUCUUUUAGACAAAUUAGCCAUUUUUUAUCCUAAGAAAGGGUUGCAUUGUAAAGCUGAUCUACUACUGACCUAUCAGAGAAAACACAUGGGACUCAUACCUAAUUCUCUAAUGUAGCCAAAAGUGCCAUUUGUAAAACUACUUAAUGAUGGAUGUUUUCUGAAGCUCUUUUGCCUGAAAAAAAAAAAGUGCAUUAAAAAGCUUUUUCUCUACUAUA
This is a messenger RNA of Equus quagga, 6339 nucleotides long. It is a transcript of the gene DEPTOR, whose product is annotated as DEP domain containing MTOR interacting protein. Bases 100 to 1329 code for a protein of 409 amino acids. Gene Ontology annotation, molecular function: protein binding. NCBI's taxonomy places the organism in Eukaryota, Metazoa, Chordata, Mammalia, Perissodactyla, Equidae. The transcript is spliced from 9 exons. The record is from RefSeq and is a predicted model, not a curated record. Gene Ontology annotation, biological process: negative regulation of TOR signaling; intracellular signal transduction.